Messenger RNA from Rhizophagus irregularis DAOM 181602=DAOM 197198, 1323 nucleotides. NCBI's taxonomy places the organism in Eukaryota, Fungi, Glomeromycota, Glomeromycetes, Glomerales, Glomeraceae. The record is from RefSeq and is a predicted model, not a curated record.
AUGUAUUCGCUCAGAACAACUAGUGCCAGGUUGCAACCUUGCGUGCGUUCUGUGAUUGCUCAGACAUCAAAAAAGUGUUUGAACAGUUCAUUACGUCGUUUUAACAGAUUUUACGCAACCGAAUCGUCUAAAUUUCAACGUGGAAAGCCGCACGUAAAUAUUGGUACGAUUGGACAUGUAGAUCACGGGAAAACCACUUUGACAGCUGCAAUCACCAAAUGUUUAGCAAGGAAAGGUCAAGCAAAAUUCAAAGAUUACGGUGAAAUUGAUAAAGCUCCCGAAGAGAAAGCGAGGGGUAUCACCAUCGCUACGGCACACGUAGAAUACGAAACUGAUGAUAGACAUUAUGCACAUGUCGAUUGUCCUGGCCACGCCGAUUAUAUUAAAAAUAUGAUUACUGGAGCAGCUCAGAUGGAUGGAGCUAUUAUUGUUGUAUCGGCUACAGAUGGUCAAAUGCCUCAGACUCGUGAACAUUUACUUCUUGCUCGACAAGUUGGUGUAUCAAAUCUCGUAGUUUUUAUUAACAAAGUCGAUGCGGUAGAUGAUCCAGAAAUGUUAGAAUUAGUCGAAAUGGAAAUGCGAGAGUUGCUAACACAAUAUGGAUUUGACGGAGAAAAUGCGCAAAUUAUUCAAGGGUCUGCUCUUGCAGCUCUUGAGGGAAGAGACCCAGAAAUUGGAGAAAAAGCUAUAGAAAAGUUAAUGGAGGCGGUAGAUAAGCACAUUCCUACCCCUACUAGAGAUUUGGAUAGACCUUUCUUAAUGUCUAUCGAAGACGUGUUUUCAAUUUCUGGACGUGGUACAGUAGCAACGGGUCGAGUGGAAAGAGGAACCAUCACUAAAGGAGCAGAAAUAGAAAUUGUUGGUAUGGGACCUCCCACAAAGACUACACUUACGGGUAUUGAGAUGUUUCAUAAAGAACUUGAUAAAGGAAUGGCGGGAGAUAAUAUGGGAGCAUUAUUACGUGGUAUUAAACGAGAACAACUUCGAAGGGGACAAGUAAUUGCAGCACCCGGUACAGUGAAAUCACAUAAGAAAUUUUUAGCACAAUUGUAUAUUUUAACAAAAGAGGAAGGAGGAAGGCAUACACCUUUUAUACAAAAUUAUAGACCACAAAUGUAUUUUCGUACGUCCGAUGUUACAGUAAAUUUAACAUAUCCCAAAGGGACGGAAAAUCCCGAAGAAAAAAUGGUCAUGCCGGGCGAUAACGUUGAAUUGGAAUGUGAUCUUGUACAUGAUAUUGCUGUUGAGCCCGGGAUGAGAUUUACGGUUCGUGAAGGUGGAAAAACUGUUGGAACUGGCGUUGUCACCAAGAUUAUUGAAUAA